AUACUAUCUAUAGAUUACAAGUUUUACAACAGACCCAGAUUAACGAGAAGACGAUAAUUGCGGUGGAAUAAUUCCGAGUGAAACCGACGAUCAUUUGAUACUAUGAAAUCGGUACUGAUUACGGGAUGUAACCGGGGGCUGGGUCUUGGUUUUGUAAAACACUUCGCAGCGCUCAGGAUACCGCCCGAAAAUAUAUUCGCUACGUGUCGAUCGGCUAACAACGCUCCGGAAUUACAGGCGUUAGCCGAGAAAUGGAAAAAUAUUCACAUCCUGCAGCUUGAUCUCAAAGAGACGAAAACCUACAAGCAAGUUGUAAAUUCAGUCGCCGAGAAGGUUGGGGAUGCUGGUUUGAACCUUUUGGUGAACAACGCUGGAAUCGCCGGAAAAUUUUCUCGGCUUGGCCUCGUAAAGGAGCAGCAAUUGACAGAAUCCUUUUUAGUCAACACUAUAGCUCCGAUUCUGUUGACGAAGGAGUGUUUACCACUUCUGAAACAAGCCGCUUCGAAUUAUGGAAAGCAAGGGAUGUGCAUAGAACGUGCAGCGGUCAUAAAUAUGACUUCUAUUCUCAGCAGCAUUGGUGACAAUACUCAGGGUGGAUACUAUCCCUAUCGAUGUAGCAAGUCUGCUUUAAACGCGGCGACUAGAUCCAUGAGCGUAGAUUUACAGAACGAUGGAAUUCUAGUAGCCUGUCUGCAUCCUGGUUGGAUAAAAACCGAUAUGGGUGGUAAGAAUGCUCCGAUGGAAGUCGACAGCAGCAUAAAAACAAUUAUAUCCACGCUGCAAACUCUAAACGAAAGCCACAACGGAUCGUUUUUGCAGUAUGAUGGCACCACUUUGCCUUGGUGAUUGAUAAGAUGAACGUUAAUUGGGUGAGACUAACACAAUGCAAUAAGUAUCUGAUAUUUACGAAUUGAAACCGUACCGCACCCUGUGAUGGAUACGACUUUAAUAAACGUCCAGCAUAAUAAGAGAA
Athalia rosae (coleseed sawfly) is the source of this 973-nucleotide messenger RNA. It is a transcript of the gene sni, whose product is annotated as C-factor. NCBI's taxonomy places the organism in Eukaryota, Metazoa, Arthropoda, Insecta, Hymenoptera, Athaliidae. The transcript is spliced from 5 exons. The record is from RefSeq and is a predicted model, not a curated record. Bases 103 to 846 code for a protein of 247 amino acids.